AUGGAUACCGGCAUCAUCGAUUGGUCACAGCGUGCGCGGAACCGCCAAGAGCGGGAGUUCUGGGCGGCAUUCCGCGUCCCCUUCGUGUUGCCCAGAGAGCGCCAGCGCUUGGCAGCGUCUGGGAUAUCGCCUUGGCGGGCCCCGCCCACCUCAGGCCCGAGAGCCCGCGUGGGCUUCAAAUCGCCCCGGUUUUCCCAGGGUGCUCUGGUGUGGUUUUUAUGUUUUGAAAGCCAGCUGCUUCGGUGGCAAAAGAACAAUCUAUCGCGGUUCGGACUAUUUCCCAACGUGGUUCACGAAUGA
Penicillium alfredii is the source of this 300-nucleotide messenger RNA. RefSeq lists its product as uncharacterized. NCBI's taxonomy places the organism in Eukaryota, Fungi, Ascomycota, Eurotiomycetes, Eurotiales, Aspergillaceae. The transcript has a single exon. The record is from RefSeq and is a predicted model, not a curated record. The coding region runs from base 1 to 300 and encodes 99 amino acids.